This is a messenger RNA of Podarcis raffonei (Aeolian wall lizard), 4494 nucleotides long. It is a transcript of the gene RCOR2, whose product is annotated as REST corepressor 2. Gene Ontology annotation, molecular function: transcription corepressor activity. Gene Ontology annotation, biological process: negative regulation of DNA-templated transcription; regulation of transcription by RNA polymerase II. Lineage: Eukaryota; Metazoa; Chordata; Lepidosauria; Squamata; Lacertidae. Gene Ontology annotation, cellular component: transcription regulator complex; histone deacetylase complex. The record is from RefSeq and is a predicted model, not a curated record. The coding region runs from base 2013 to 3719 and encodes 568 amino acids. The transcript is spliced from 11 exons.
ACAACAAUGGGGAAGGGGAGGGUUGGAUCCGCUACCUGAAGCAAAUGGCUUCACCUCGCUUUGUGCAUGGGCUGCUCCUGUGUGCAGUAAACCUUGUGUAAGGGCUACCAUUUUAUCCUUCUCCAUGAGUGAGACCACCGAAGAGAAUUUAGACAGAAGCAGCCCAACCAUGAGGAAAGGUUAAUUGGCUGCCUUAGGCAGCUGAUUGUGGUGUGGCAGAAGAGAAAAGGGUCUGAUCUGAUGAAUAGGACUCACAACCAUUGGUAAUUCUCUUACAUAGGCUCCCCUGAAAUGAAUGGGAGCUGCGCAAGAACAUCAUAGUGUGUCGCUCGUGUUCAUUUCAAUGAGACUAGUAAAGGGCAACUUCCUUCUCAACUAAUUGUGUCCCUCUGUGUAGAGGGUGGGGUGAGUGGAUUCAUUUGGGUUUUCCUAGUUCUGUUCUGCAGAAUUGCAGAGCUAUCCAGAUUGAAGCUGUCUUCUAAAAAGCAAUGUGAUGGAGAUAGUGAUGCCAAGGGAAUAGGUCAAUCUGAUAUAGGGGUGUGGACUUGUUUUCUCUCACUUUGGAACUCUCCCAUACACAGGAGCCAAAGCUCUACAUAGUGAGCAUAAAAUGACAGCUAAGUGAAAUUUUGAGAGUGUUAGAUGACUUCACAGUUAUGUGUCUUAUAAAGAUGCUACUGUUCUGCUGCUACCAAACAGUGCCUUUCUCCUGGAUAAGGAGAAAGUGAGAGAAGCCAGAUUAGAGCAGAAGCAAUGGAGGGGGAAGAGAGACUUUCCCACGUGUCUCCUGCUGGGAAUUGAAUAUCAGCAUCUCACGGCACCUUCUCCUCAUUCGCUACAAGGGGAACAGACUUCCUCCAUCCUUCACCCCUUUGAAGAAAUGGGAAUUCUUUUCUUUUCUCUCUUUUUUAAGACAGAGCAGCUUGUGCUUUCAGAGGACUGAUGUGCUCCCUCCCCGCUCCUGACCUUUUCCUCCCCAUUCUGCACAUCUGGCCUCCACCCUCCCCUUUCUGCGCGCCUCUUGCCCCUGCGUGCCUCCUCUGGCCAGAUGUGCAGGCAGGCGGAAGAGUCUGAGGGGAGGUGCUAAGGCAGAGAACUGGAACUACUUUCUCACAGCAGCAGCAGGAGCAGCAGCAGGAGCAGGAGCAAGAGCAAGAGCAAAGCAGCCACAGACUCAUUGUGUGAGAGGGAGGGAAAAAGAGAUGGUGGCGGCAGCAGUAGGAGACGGCAGCGCUCGCAAAUAAUCCUCUCAUGCAACUUUUCCUUUAAGUGCCUCACACGCACGAGGGAGGCUUUCCUCCUGAUCCUUCUUCUCUUUCCUGGUGAUAAAAACUGGGACUCUGGAGAGGAUAUUCCCUUUUUGUACAAGUUACAGCAGCUCUGAAGAAGAAAAGAAAAGGACUGAUCUUUUUUUGGGGGGGGCUUAGGUAGACUUUUAGGGACCAAAGGACUUCUCCCCCUUUUACGUUUCCCUAGGAUUUUUAAGGUGAUAUUUCCUCCCUCCCCUUCUUUUUGCAGAUUGGAGGAUCUUAGCUGGAGAAGCAGCUUAUUUUAGAAGUUAUCUUUUUUAGGUUGCUGCUCCCCCAAACACACAUCCUAUUCCAGGUGUUAAGCUCCCCACUUUCUCAGAGCAUCUCCUACAUAACUUCAGCAGUACCGAGUUUCCCCUCAUGGUUCAUACCCAUUACAAGGAAGUUUACAGUAACUUUGGAAUGAGAGACAAAAUUUCAGAGUGGGAAAGGAAAACCUGAACUCUGAUCUUUCCUCCCUUUGCACAGAAUUUACGUUUAAUUCCUACCUUCACUGCAAUGGAUUUUUACAAGGGGCAUUAAUUUCCUCCUCUUAAUGUUUUAAAGUUAGAAGUUGCAGCAAAGGGGGAGAAGAGACGGCGGAACUUCAAUUUUUUAAAAUUUAAAUAACACACAAGUAUUUCAGUUUCCUGAAAGAGGUACGAAGACUGGAAGGGGAAAAUAUAUCCUUUCCCAGCCUGGUGGUCUGCUGGGACUUGGAAGAUGCCUUCCGUAAUGGAAAAAUCAGGGAUCCUGUCCAGAAGCCGGUCCAAGUCAGCCACCAACGGCAACCACCAGAACUCAGAAGAUGACAGCAGUGAAGAGGAACACUCCCACGACAGCAUGAUCCGUGUGGGAGCAGAUUACCAAGCUGUGAUUCCAGAGUGCAAACCAGAGAGCCCAGCUCGGUACAGCAACAAGGAGUUGAAAGGGAUGCUCGUUUGGUCUCCAAAUCAUUGCGUCUCUGAUGCCAAAUUGGACAAAUAUAUUGCCAUGGCCAAGGAGAAGCACGGAUACAACAUAGAGCAGGCUCUGGGGAUGCUGCUGUGGCACAAACACGAUGUGGAGAAGUCCCUGGCUGACUUGGCCAAUUUCACACCAUUCCCUGAUGAGUGGACGGUGGAGGACAAAGUCCUGUUUGAGCAAGCCUUCAGCUUCCAUGGCAAGAGUUUUGCUCGAAUCCAGCAGAUGCUUCCUGAUAAGAUGAUUCCCAGCCUGGUGAAGUAUUACUACUCCUGGAAGAAAACCCGGAGCAGGACUAGCGUGAUGGAUCGGCAGGCCCGCAAGCUGCUCAGCAAGAAGGAAAAGGAUGACAGUAAUGAUGAACUGGAGGAAGGACGGCAGGCUAGUGAGGGUGAAUUUGAUGCCAUGGAUCCCAAGAAGGAGCCUAGUUACCAGAAGCCCCUGAACAGCAAGCCACGGCCUGUGAAGAAGGAGGUACAACUGUCACAGUAUCGGCACCACCCACUACGCACUCGCCGGCGUCCUCCCAAGGGCAUGUACCUGAGCCAGGAGGACAUUACAGGCCUGUCUGCCAGCCCAGACAUGGCUGUUCUCACCCUGCGCCACCUGGACUCCCAGCUGGUUUCCCUCAAGCGCCAGGUACAGAGCAUCAAGCAGAUCAAUAGCAGUAUGAAGCAGGUGCUAGAAGGUGGAAUAGACAAACUACGGCCACCCGAGACAAACAUCAAGUUCAAUUCACGCUGGACAACAGAUGAACAGCUGCUGGCUGUACAGGCCAUCCGAAAAUACGGCAAAGAUUUCCAGGCCAUCGCAGAGGUGAUUGGCAACAAGACAGUAGCCCAGGUGAAGACUUUCUUUGUCAGCUACCGGCGCCGGUUCAACUUGGAAGAGGUGCUGCAGGAAUGGGAGGCUGAGCAGGAGGGUGUGGGGCCGGCUGCCCCCCAAGGUAGCUCCCCUUCUCAGGACCAAAAGAGCUCUAGCGCUUCGUUAGCAAGCAGUGAGGAAGAAGAUGAGGUGAGGAGAGGGGCUGCCCCCAAGUACCAACACCGCACAGACCUCUUGAGCUUCUCCAGCACUGAAAGCUCUCCUUCUGCCCUUUUGCAGGUACAGAUCACUGCAGUGUCCCGUUCCCUGCAGCAGCAGCAGCAGCAGCAGCAGCAGCAGCAGCAACCACCGCCACUGCCCCCUCCGCCGCCACUCCCAGCGUCUCCCCGGCCACCACCUGCUGCCCUCUCACAGCCACCCCCUUUGCUGAGGCCCACACUUCCAACAGCACCCACGCUGCACCGCCAACCCCCACCACUGCAGCAAGGCCGCUUCCUGCAGCCCAGACUGUCGCUCAACCAGCCGCCACCCCCGCUCAUUCGGCCAGCCACCUCGCGACAAGCGCCCCGCAGCGGCCAGCACCCCCCAUCACUCCUUGGUGGGAUAGGAGAGCCCCCUCCCCCCUCCUCCAGCUCCCUCUGAGGAGGGGUUUCAGAGUGCUUCCUUUGACAUCUGUGAGCCUGGCUCUACAACAGUCACAGCUGGGAUUGGUACAGUCCUCCUCUCCCCCCGCAAGGUGUGCAUCAGCUGUGGUGGUCAUGAAAAGGGAACAGGGGAAGGAGGGGCUUCGGGGUCCCAACUGUCAUCUGACCCAGUUCAGGUAGCAUCCAGAAAGCUGGCAAGGAAUCCCAAUCCCCAUGUACAUUGGGAUGGGGGUGGGGUAUUUUUUUUCUUGGGAGGGGAGGGAAGAGAAAGGAAGUGAUAGGACUAGUAGCUUUGGGUGGGUUUGGAUUAUGUUUACACUUUUGCAGGAUCAGUUGCGUCAGUGCCUGUGUGAAUCGGGGAUUGGGGGGAGGGCAAGGGGAGGUAUGUCAGAGUUGACACAGGUGGAAGCUUGGGGGGAGGGGGAGGAAGGAGGGGAGAUUUACACCUGAUCAGACUGGAUGCAGAGGCAAGAGUGCUCCCAAGUAAAGAUGCCCCCCUCUCUGUAACAGCAAUUUCCCUUCCUCUCCAGUUUCUACAUGGAGAUUUGGAAGGGGGGGGGGGAGGGAAUGAGUGGCAGCUUGCUUUGCUCUGUACUUGCCUGUCUACCUUGCCAGGCAGGAGUCCCUGGCAGCAAAGAUGUAACGACUCCCUAAAGAGUAGGAUUGGGCAGUCUUCUGUGUACGAUUCCCCUCCAAGGCCCCACCCAUUGCUGGGAGUCUUUUGUUGUUGUUGUCGUCCAUGGAGCAUUUUCAAUAAAGGUAUUUUGUUACAA